AUGUUUCUUUGUCAAAAUAUAGAGCAUGAAGGAAAUUCAAUUGUUGGGUUUUGCCUAUCUGCUGAUUGUAAGGAACCUAAAUCGCAAUUUUGUGUUAAUUGUUUAAUAAAUCCUUAAAAACAUAUAAAUUGUAGAAUUGACUGCAAAUCAUUUGAUAAAAUCGAUAUACUCCUAGAUUUAAUUAUUUAUAAGCUUGAUAAAAUGUUAGAAUAAAUUGAUCAGAAGCUUGAAUAGGCAAAGUUACAGUAUGAAAAAACAAUCAAAAUUAUUUAUAAAGAACAGCAAAUGUUCUAGGAGAUAGUAGAAAAUUUGAAAGAAAAAAAAUUCAAGGAAUUUCUUGAUAACAUUAGCAGAAUAAAGAAUUGGAAUACUAUAAUAAAAUCUACUUAAUUUGAGAAAGAAAUAAUUGAUCUCUGUAUUUGUAAUAUUAUACAACUAGGGUUGAUAAAAGGAAUCGAAUUAAUAAACUAGAAGGACUACGAACGUGCUUUAGUAUAUUUUGAAAAAGUUUUAAAAGAAGAUAAAAAAAAUCUUGUGGCAAAGUUUUACUAAUGUAUAAAAAUAAAUAAAAAAAGGUGUUUCAUUAUUGUAAUAGAAUAAAAACUAUAAAUCUUUUUAAUUGUUAAAAGAAUUAUAAAUAGAACAUCAAAAUUUUUAAGAAUAAGCUCUAAUCACUGUAGAGGAAAAAUUGAGGAUUAAAAAAAGCAAUAUAGCUGUAUUGAUAUUAUAAAGUAUCGAAAAAAAAUAAUUAAUAGACUAUUCUAUGAGAAACUGGGAUACAGGCAAUACACCCAUAAAAGAAGAAAAGUAUCAAUAAUUUAUGAUUUCUUGUGAUACUAUUUUAGGUUUAGAUAAAAAUAAUGUUUAUGCAUUAUGGAUGAAAAGUAUAAAUUAAAAUAAUAAAUAGUAAUUUCAUUAAUUGAAAAGUAAUAAUAUUAAAAAGCAGUUUUGCUUGCUGAAUAAGGUUUGGUGGUGAAUUCUAACAAUAGUCAUUUAAAUUAUCUAAAGGGUUUAAAAUAAUAAUAACUAUUAGGUUUUGUGCUAUAUAAACUAAAUGAAUUUUAAGAGGCUAUGUUAUUUUUUGAUAAAGCUAUUUAAUUUGAUUCAACUAAUGUUAAUGCCUAUAAUAAAAAAGGUUUUAUCUUCAUAUUUUGAUUUGUAGGUAAUACAUUACGCAAUUUGAAACAAUAUGAACAAGCAAUAAUCUGUUUUGAUAAAGCUAUUUCACUUGAUCCAAAUUAUGCUAAUGCCUAUAAUAACAAAGGUUGUAUCUUCAUAUUUUGAUUGUAGGUAAUACUUUACGUAAUUUGAAACAAUAUGAACAAGCAAUAAUCUGUUUUGAUAAAGCUAUUUCACUUGAUCCAAAUAAUUUUAAUCUCUAUAAUAAUAAAGGUUAUAUCUCCAUAAUAAAUUUCUAGGUAAUACUUUACGCAAUUUGAAAUAAUAUGAACAAGCAGUAAUCUGCUUUGAUAAAGCGAUUUCACUUGAUCCAAAUAAUGUUAAUGUUUAUAAUAACAAAGGUUUUAUCUUCACAAUUAAAUUUUAGGUAUUUGUUUAGAUAAUUUGAAAUAAUAUGAACAAGCAAUAAACUGCUUUGAUUAAGCGAUUUUACUUGAUCUUAAUAAUGUUGAUGUCUAUAAUAACAAAGGUUUUAUCUCCACAAUUAAAUUUUAGGUAUUUGUUUAGAUAAUUUGAAAUAAUACGAACAAGCAAUAAUCUGCUAUGAUAAGGCGAUUUAACUUGAUCCAAAUAAUGUUAAUGUUUAUAAUAAUAAAGGUUUUAUCUUUGUAAUUAAAAUUAGGUAUUAGUUUAGAUAAUUUGAAAUAAUAUGAACAAGCAAUAAUUUGCUAUGAUAAGGCGAUUACACUUAAUCCUAAUUAUGUUGAUGCCUAUUAUAAUAAAGGUUUUUAUCUAAAUAUUUGAAUUUUAGGAAGUUGUUUAGAAAGUUUGAAAUUAUAUGAAUAAGCAAUAAUGUGCUAUGAUAAAGCGAUUUCACUUAAUUCGAAAUUUGUUAAAGCUUAUUAUAACAAAGGUAUUAUUUUAUUGAAAUUUUAGCAAUAUCCUUAUAAUAAUUGAACCAAAUCUCACAAGCUCUACAAAAUUAUCAAAUUGCAUUAAAUUUGAACCAUCCUUCUUCACAUAUCAUUUCAUAAAUCAUCAACAAACUCAAAGCACUAUUAUAAUCAUGA
This is a messenger RNA of Paramecium primaurelia, 2189 nucleotides long. The record is from the annotation of a GenBank genome assembly. NCBI's taxonomy places the organism in Eukaryota, Ciliophora, Oligohymenophorea, Peniculida, Parameciidae.